This is a messenger RNA of Rhododendron vialii, 297 nucleotides long. Its product is annotated as CLAVATA3/ESR (CLE)-related protein 4-like. The coding region runs from base 1 to 297 and encodes 98 amino acids. The record is from RefSeq and is a predicted model, not a curated record. The transcript has a single exon. NCBI's taxonomy places the organism in Eukaryota, Viridiplantae, Streptophyta, Magnoliopsida, Ericales, Ericaceae.
AUGGCUAGCUUGAGAACUUGGCUCUGCCUUGUCCUGCUCUUCCUUCCAAUUUUUUGCUCCGAAACUCGAUCUCCUGACCCGUUUUCGAGAUCACCGAACGAGGUUAAUCCGUUUGAGCUUCACCGCGGAGGGUCCGAACCUGGACCAGUCCCGUUGGGAAGAAAGAGAAUUAAACGGGGAUUGAUCGAAAGCGCGGAAGAAAUGUUCAAGUCGAGAAGCUGGCCAGAAGAUGUUAGCGAGAAUCAGUACGGGUUGACCCGGCUCAGCCCCGGAGGACCCGACCCGAAGCAUCACUAG